Molecule: messenger RNA, 3360 nt
Organism: Aspergillus novofumigatus IBT 16806
Lineage: Eukaryota; Fungi; Ascomycota; Eurotiomycetes; Eurotiales; Aspergillaceae
Product: glycine decarboxylase subunit P
Exons: 8
Coding region: 187-3201 (1004 amino acids)
Biological process (GO): glycine decarboxylation via glycine cleavage system
Cellular component (GO): glycine cleavage complex; mitochondrion
Molecular function (GO): pyridoxal phosphate binding; glycine dehydrogenase (decarboxylating) activity; glycine binding
Source: RefSeq, a predicted model, not a curated record
GUCGAUUUUUCUUCUUCCGAUGACUUCUUUUAUUUCUUCUUUUCCUAACUUUCUCAAUUCUCGUCCCAAUCCAUCCCUGUUCAUGCGUUGAAGCUCACCGAGUCGUGAGACCGACCUGUGACGACAUAACCUAACUCUCCUCUGGACAUUCCGCCUCGGUCCAUUGGACUUCUUCUAUCCGCAGGCAUGACUGCAUCCUGGUGCGCCCUCCGUGGCACUCGCCAGCUUGCCCUUCGUACGCGGUUGCGUACCUCUCCUGCCUCAAUCUCCCUGCGAAAGGCCUAUCCCUCGCCGGUCUUGGCCACUCGCCCAACGCCAGCUUCACGACGGGCAGUUUAUACCAGCUCCGUAGCUGACCAUGGCGACCCUCAUCCUCGCGAUCUCUUCCAACCCCUCGACACCUUCCCCCGCCGUCACAUUGGCCCCUCACCCGAGGCGGCUCAGGAGAUGCUGGCCGCAUUGGACCCUCCGCAAAAAGACCUCACAGUCACCCCUCCCAGCGCCGACAUCAACCUGCCUCGCUCCAGUACGGAUAUGCUGAAGCUGCUUGAGACCUACCGCAAGCAGAUUGACGUCUCCGGCAAGACAUACCUGGGAACCGGCUACUACCCCACCAUUGUUCCUCCGGUUAUCCUCCGCAACAUCCUGGAAAACCCCGCUUGGUACACCAGCUACACUCCCUACCAGCCUGAAAUCAGUCAAGGCCGUCUGGAGUCGCUUCUGAACUUUCAGACCCUGACCGCCGACCUGACCGGCUUGCCAUUCGCCAAUGCCUCCGUCCUGGAUGAGGCCACCGCUGCCGCCGAGGCCAUGACCAUGUCUCUGGCCACCCUCCCCAUGGCUAAGCAGAAGAAGCCGGGCAGGGCGUAUGUGACCAUUGCGGUCAUGCAGUCUCGCGCUGAAGGAUUCGGAAUCAACCUGGUCGUUGGUGACAUCAUGGCGAACGACUUUGAGCUGGUCAAGAAGCAAGGUGACAAUCUCAUUGGUGUUCUCGCGCAAUACCCCGACACCGAGGGUGGUGUGUACGAUUUCCAGGCCCUCAGCGACAGCAUCCACGCCGCUGGUGGUACCUUCAGCGUUGCUACCGAUCUGCUGGCUUUGACGCUCCUCAAGGCUCCCGGUGAGUUCGGUGCGGAUAUCGCAUUUGGUAACGCCCAGAGAUUCGGUGUCCCCAUGGGAUUCGGUGGUCCUCACGCCGCUUUCUUUGCCUGCGCCGACAAGUACAAGCGGAAGGUUCCUGGACGUGUCGUCGGUGUGUCCAAGGACCGUCUGGGCAACCGGGCCUUGAGAUUGGCUCUGCAGACCCGCGAGCAGCACAUCCGUCGCGAAAAGGCCACCAGCAACAUUUGCACGGCCCAGGCUCUGCUUGCCAACAUGAGUGCCAUGUAUGCCGUUUAUCACGGUCCGGUUGGCCUCAAGUCUAUCGCCCAGCGUGUCAUGGCCAUGACCUCGACUCUGCAGGAGAAGCUGACUGCCUUGGGUUACAACGUUCCCGUCAAGGGCGGCGCUGUUUUCGACACCCUGUCUGUCGAAUUUGCCAGCAGCCAAGAGGCUGACGCCCUCAUUGCGGCCGCUCGCGAGCAGAACACCUUCCUCCGCCGCGUGUCUGCCACCAAGGUCGGUAUCUCUCUUGAUGAGACCGUUGGCCGCGAAGAGGUCAAGUCUCUGCUGCAGGUCUUCUCCAAGCACGCCGGCAAGAGCGAGGUUGAGCUCUCUGAGGAGAUUGGCAUCAAGUCCAUUCCCUCUAACCUGGAACGGACCUCGUCCUACCUCACCCACCCCGUGUUCAACACGCACCAUUCCGAAACCGAAAUGCUGCGGUACAUCCGCCACCUCGAAUCCAAGGACCUGUCUCUCGCUCACUCGAUGAUUCCUCUUGGCUCCUGCACCAUGAAGCUCAACGCGACCACCGAGAUGAUCCCCGUCUCCUGGCCCGAGUUCUCGCAGAUCCACCCCUUCACGCCCGCCGACAGGGCCAAGGGCUACACGCAGAUGAUUGACGAUCUUGAGCAGCAGCUUGCCGACAUCACCGGCAUGGCCGAGAUCACCGUGCAGCCCAACUCUGGUGCUCAAGGCGAAUUUGCUGGUCUGCGUGUCAUCAAGAAGUACCUUGAAGCCACCGGAGGCGAGAAGCGCAAUAUCUGCCUGAUUCCUGUCUCGGCUCACGGCACUAACCCUGCUAGUGCUGCCAUGGCUGGUAUGCGCGUGGUCUCGAUCAAGUGCGACACCAAGACCGGCAACUUGGACCUGGCUGACCUCAAGGCCAAAUGCGAGAAACACAAGGAUGAACUUGCGGCCAUCAUGAUCACCUACCCCAGCACCUUUGGCGUGUACGAGCCUGGUGUCAAGGAGGCCUGCCAGAUUGUCCACCAGCACGGCGGACAGGUCUACAUGGACGGUGCCAACAUGAACGCGCAGAUCGGUCUGUGCUCUCCCGGCGAGAUUGGUGCUGAUGUGUGCCACUUGAACCUGCACAAGACCUUCUGCAUCCCCCACGGCGGUGGUGGCCCCGGCGUGGGUCCCAUUGGCGUCGCGGAGCACCUGCGUCCUUUCCUACCUUCGCACCCAGCCAGCGACGCUGCUCCUUGGGGUAGCGCCAGCAUCCUUCCCAUCACCUUCAACUACAUCAACAUGAUGGGUGCGAAGGGUUUGACCCAUGCCACCAAGAUUACGCUUCUGAAUGCCAACUACAUCCUCUCCCGUCUCAAGCCCCAUUAUCCCAUUCUUUACACCAACGACAACGGUCGCUGCGCCCACGAGUUCAUCCUCGAUGUGCGCAAGUUCAAGGAUACCUGCGGUAUCGAGGCCAUCGAUAUUGCCAAGCGUCUGCAGGACUACGGCUUCCACGCCCCCACCAUGUCCUGGCCGGUGGCCAACACGCUCAUGAUUGAGCCCACCGAGUCGGAGAACAAGGCGGAGCUGGACCGGUUCUGUGAUGCGCUCAUUUCCAUUCGCAAGGAGAUUGCCGCCGUUGAGAGCGGCGAGCAGCCCCGUGAGGGUAACGUUCUCAAGAACGCCCCUCACACGCAGCGCGAUCUGCUGUCCAGCGAGUGGACCCGUCCCUACUCGCGGGAGGCUGCGGCGUAUCCCCUUCCAUAUUUGGUGGAGAAGAAGUUCUGGCCCUCGGUGACCCGAGUAGAUGAUGCAUACGGUGAUCAGAACCUGUUCUGCACCUGCGGCCCGGUAGAGGAGACGGAUUAAAUGAUACCCAUGUUUCAACAUUCUUCUGAUUCAGUUUUAUUUCAACCUUUUUUUUCAACACUUGCCUGGAGGCAUUUACGGUGGCAUGAGCAGCAUGAUACGAUUCAACAAGUCAUGAUAGACAUUGGGAUGGCGUUUGAUUUGUUUAGAGUGGCGGCC